Messenger RNA from Polychytrium aggregatum, 1638 nucleotides. RefSeq lists its product as uncharacterized. The transcript has a single exon. Bases 29 to 1426 code for a protein of 465 amino acids. Gene Ontology annotation, molecular function: protein kinase activity; protein binding; ATP binding. The record is from RefSeq and is a predicted model, not a curated record. Gene Ontology annotation, biological process: protein phosphorylation. Lineage: Eukaryota; Fungi; Chytridiomycota; Chytridiomycetes; Polychytriales.
CGGGCCGACUGGUGGUACCGAGGGCUAUAUGGCUCCCGAGAUGCUUGACGACGAUGAUCCCAGCGAUACCACCAUGAAGACCGACGUCUAUGCAUUCGCCAUCACAGUGUACGAAGUCCUCAACGAUGCCAAACCCGUCUGGGCCACGGCGAGCGGCCAGGCAAUGAAGCCCUUCCAGAUCCUGGUACAGCUCCUUCAGCACAAGAGGCCCAAGCGGAUCGGUGACAUCCCCGACAAUGUCUGGGCCCUCAUCGAGCGCUGCUGGGCCCACGAUCCUGCCGAUCGUCCCUCGUUCCCCGACAUCCUUGAUGUCCUCCAACCUUACAACCGAGCCCCUGUACCCCAGUCCUCCUCGAUCGCUGCCCCCAGUCGGGCUAUCAGCGACACUGCCGUUCCCGAUGUCAACAGCCGCUCCCAGCCCAGUCGAUCUGGCGAGCUCUGGUUCGAUGGAAUCGAUUCAGUGGUCCGUCUUCCUGGCCUGCUUGUCGCUCAUGCCAAGCAGGGCGAUCCUGAAGCCUGCCUCGAUGCUGCCAAGUUCAUCUCGGAUGGCCUCUUGGCCCGCCACUCGGAUUGGAAGCUUGCCGCCCAGCUCUUCAAGGCCGCUGCUGACCGCGGCAACCUCGAAGCGUGUUUCAGCCUUGCCUGGCUCCAUCUCACUGGCGAGGGGAUUCAUCAGGACGACCGCAGCGCUCUCUGGUAUUGGCAAGAAGUCAGCACCAAGUCCGGCGAUCAAGCCAUCAAGUCGAUCGCCACCCACAUGGUCGGCUGGAUGCACUAUCUUGGUCGAGGUACCAUCCGCGACGAACAAAAGGGCAUCAGUAUCAUUCGGUACAAUGAAUCGAAGGCAUUUCCUCUCGGGGAGCAUGACGGUCUGGCCACAUAUCGUCUCACCUCGGACGAUUCGCUCGCAUCCCGCAAGUUCUUUGGGCUGUGCCAGUCGGGAUCCGGACAGGAUUGGUUGUGCAAGCAUCUUAUGGCUGUGUGCCUCGUCCAAGGAUUCGGAACUCCCAAGGACCAGCGGCGAGCAUUUGGCCUCCUUGAAGAGCUCGCCGGGCGCGGCCAUAGCGACAGCCAGUUCUGGGUUGGCGAGUGCUGCUUCUGGGGCCGAGGUGUGCCGUGGAAUUACUCGAGGGCUUUUGAAUGGCUGAGCAAGUCGGCAGACCAAGGCAACUCGUAUGGACAGUGGAUGCUCGGUCGUUUCUAUGCGAGUGGAUGGGGAGUUGAUGAGGAUAAGCCCAAGGGUGCCGGGUGGUUUCGCAGGUCCGCCGAGCGGGGCAAUCGCUACGGACAAUACGAGCUCGGCCACUGCUACAAUCGUGGUUCUGGUGUCGCUCAGAGCAUCGACACUGCCGCCUUCUGGUUCCGCAAGUCCGCAGAUCAAGGAUUCGAUGCUGCCGCCAACAGCCUCAAGGACAUCGGCAAAUGAUCCAAAGCCGUGUCUUCUCACAGGGCGUCUGCUGCGAGCAGCCAUGAUGAUGCAUGCAAGCGGAAUCCUCAAUCGAUCGCGUCGCCCGACUCCAAGACCACCACUUGGUCGUUGUUGGCCGGGUGUGCGAUAUGAUUCAACUCUGCCGUGUCCUUUGCCCGAACGAGACGAUGUGUCGCAUCUAUUACUCAACACGCCUAUGAAACAGCGAC